AUGGCAAACAAGGAGGUAAUUUUAGAGAUCGAAGACAAAGAUGAUGAUGAGGACAUUCAAAUAGUGUCAGCAACAUAUGUUUCACCUGAUGGGAGUUCAAAAGCCAAGAAACUGGAGAAAAUCGUUGAUGUUAUGAGGGAAGGGAACAAAUCUCGUGACUAUACAGGUGAGGAAAUCGAGAAAGAGUUAGAGUUGAUGGGUUUGGAUGACAAUGAAUUCGCAGAUGCUUUCAUAUAUUUGUUGUGUAAUCAAGCCGACGCUAGGACAAUUUUUAGUUCAUCAAUGAAGAUGUGA
This is a messenger RNA of Lactuca saligna, 294 nucleotides long. The record is from the annotation of a GenBank genome assembly. NCBI's taxonomy places the organism in Eukaryota, Viridiplantae, Streptophyta, Magnoliopsida, Asterales, Asteraceae.